Molecule: messenger RNA, 1406 nt
Organism: Hylaeus anthracinus
Lineage: Eukaryota; Metazoa; Arthropoda; Insecta; Hymenoptera; Colletidae
Gene: scf
Product: calumenin
Exons: 4
Coding region: 188-1162 (324 amino acids)
Cellular component (GO): endoplasmic reticulum
Molecular function (GO): calcium ion binding
Source: RefSeq, a predicted model, not a curated record
GCGUCGAGCUGAGCAAGACAUUAAAGCUUUGCUGAUGUGGAAGUUGAGUAAGCUAAACGGGAGCUUCUAAGAUUUCGUUCGCAAAAAUCACCGUUGUGAUUUCUCAGCGCGCGGAACCAGAACAAUUUUCUUUCAUUGUUUCAUCGAUUUUUUUUUUACCUUUGUUCGUCCGGUGUUUACGUGAAUUAUGCAAAUAUUCAUGCUUCUCCAAAUUCUGAUUGGUUUUUCCGUGUUGGCGACGGCGAUCCCGAAGCCGGAAAACGAACACAAGUCGCGAGUCAUCAAUAAGGAGCCAAGUGAAGAGGAGCACUACAUUAAUUCUCAACAUAAUGCAGCCUAUGAUCAUGAAGCGUUUCUUGGCGAAGAGGCAAAGACUUUUGAUCAACUUACUCCUGAAGAAAGUACCCGAAGACUAGGAAUAAUAGUUGAUAAAAUAGACAAGGAUAAGGAUGGUUAUGUCACUGGAGAAGAGCUUAAAGAUUGGAUACUGUACACACAACGUCGUUAUAUACGAGAUAAUGUUGAACGUCAAUGGAAAUCUCACAAUCCAGAAGAAAAAGAAAAACUUCCAUGGACGGAGUACAUGGGAAUGGUUUAUGGAGACAUGGAUGAACACGAAGCAGAAAAUCAUGAAAAAUCUAAAGACAGUUCCUUUUCGUAUGUAGCUAUGCUUAAAAAAGAUCGUAGACGUUGGUCAGCUGCAGAUUUAGAUGGUGAUGAUGCUCUAACAAAGGAAGAGUUUGCUGCUUUUCUUCAUGCAGAAGAAGCAGAUCAUAUGAAAGAUGUUGUAGUAUUGGAAACCAUGGAAGACAUUGACAAAGAUGGAGAUAGCAAAAUAUCUCUCUCAGAGUAUAUUGGUGAUAUGUACGAAGGUGUAGAAGGUGAAGAGGAACCAGAAUGGGUGAAAAAUGAGAAAGAACAAUUUUCUAUGUAUCGAGACAAGGAUGGUGAUGGUUUCUUAGAUUUUGACGAGGUCAAAACUUGGAUUAUUCCAGCUGAUUUUGAUCAUGCGGAAGCUGAAUCUCGACACUUAAUAUUUGAAGCAGACACUGAUGCAGACCAAAAACUUACAAAAGAAGAAAUAUUAGAAAAAUAUGAUAUCUUUGUUGGUUCUCAAGCCACAGAUUUUGGAGAAGCAUUAGCUAGGCAUGAUGAGUUUUAACCAAAUUUCUUGCUUCAUUUCCAAAUAAUACUUUUAUAAAUAAACAGAAAAACAUCUUUGAGAGAACAAAAACAAAAUGUAUAAAGCAUUUGCAAAGGAUAUUUAUCUUUAUCAGUAGGCUAAGAAUCCUUUUUAUAACGGCUGAUUUUUACUUACCUCAUGACAUUGCCACUAAAUAGCAUUAUAUCUUAUAAAAAUGUAAAUAUGUGUUAGCUUUUUUAAUAAAUUGCAAAUAUUUUUAAUA